AUGCUUGCUGUUCACUCGGAGCGGGACGGUACAUUGGAAGAGGAUCGUAAAGAUAAUAGUCAAAGCACAAUAUACAAAAAAAUUGAACUCGGUCAGUUGACUCCACACAAUAUUAAGCAAUUUCGAUUGAUCAAUCAAACAGUUUUUCCAGUGACGUAUACAGAGAAAUUUUAUAGUGAUGUACUUAAAAACAGCAAUAUGUGCAGACUUGCCUACUUCAACGAUAUUGUUGUUGGUGCUGUUAGCUACCGAAUAGAAAAUGUUGUAGUUAGAAGUCCUGAUGCGGCAGAUGAAUGUUCUGGUCAAAUCAGUCAGACUGUAAAGAAGUGCUAUAUUAUGACUUUAGGAUGCCUUGCACCGUACAGAGGCUAUGGUGUGGGAACUUUGAUGCUGAAGCACGUCAUUAAAUGCUGUCAGAAGCACGGAGGAAUUAAAAGCAUAUACUUACAUGUUCAUGUAGACAAUGAAGGAGCUGUUGCAUUCUAUAAACGUUUUGGCUUUGAAAUCACUGGUGAAGUAAAUGAUUACUAUAGACGCAUACAACCUCAAACCGCUUAUGUGCUUGAAAGAUGUCUAUCUGCUACAGAAGAGUCAGAGACAGAUCCGGACUCUGAGUGA
This is a messenger RNA of Heterobilharzia americana, 618 nucleotides long. NCBI's taxonomy places the organism in Eukaryota, Metazoa, Platyhelminthes, Trematoda, Strigeidida, Schistosomatidae. The record is from the annotation of a GenBank genome assembly.